GGAAACUUUCUGCGCCUCAAAUUCCUGAAGUUUGAGUCUAUUGUUCGUGUCGGGAAGCAGUGAGUGGAUCUCUGGACUCAUUCUGGACGGAAACAACACCGUGCAAGUAACGGGCCACACGGACAUGAAAAAGCUGUGAACCGCCCGUGUGAGAGUGUUGCCCACAUUUUUAAGUUUGGGAGAAGUCGGGAAAACGAGUGCUGAUGGCGAAAGAAGGAGGGAGAUAGUUUGGAGGAGCCGAGGAAGGAGCCGAGGAAGGAGCCGAGGAAGGAGUCGAGGAGGCGCUGGGCUAUGUGGCACAGCUCCCAGAGCUCUGCUAGCGGGAGAACGGGUCGCUUCCCUCGCGCUGGUGGGACCUCGGGCUGUUUGCUGGGAAACAACAUUUGCGCCAGUUUUGCGGGCUCCGUUUGAAAAGUCGCUCCAGCUGAAGUCGCUGCGUUUUGCAGCGUGGUCAAAUUUCCUGGUUCCACCCCAACAGCAGCCAGAGCGCGAGCUCUGGGCAGAACUUAACCCUUGCCUCCACCUCCACAGAGAUGGAGAGAGAGAAGGAGAGACAGCGGCAGCAGUGGGAGGAGAAGGAGAGCAACGAGGCGGAGGAGGACAGGAAGAGGGCCGGUGAUGCUGACGAUGAGGAGGAGGAGGAGGAGGAGGAGGACCUGGAGAACGCGGUGCUGGUCUGGCAGGAAGACUACGGCAAGGACAACCUGGGCCUUCCCAUCAUGCACUGGGAGGCGCUGAGCCUGCACAUCGCUGAGCUGGAGAAGCAGGAGGAGGAAAAGAAGGCGAAGAGCGGAGCGUCUCUGGAGCGAGGCAGCUGGACAGAGCAAAGGAGGAGAGCAGAGAGUUGGGACGACGGAGACGACAACUGCAGCAAUCACAUGAUAGCACUCAGUUCCCGUUUACAGACACAGAUGAACCUUCAGCUCUGUUUCAUCAACAACAGUGAAAGUGAGGACGAUGAGAAGGAAGGAGACGUUCUUGUGAAGGACAGCUCUGGCACCUGGUCAAAGAGAGCGUCCGUUCAGGCUCAUAAAACUCCUCCGCCUGCUGCCAAGCCGGAGAAACCCAAGUCUGGAGGCUUGAGGAACACGCUGAGGAACCUACGAGACAGACUGAGAGCAGACCACAAAUCACCGGCUAAAGCUUGUAGUGAUCGUCUCGUCGAGAGGAGACAUUUGGAGCGAAGUGAUUUAAAUAACUUCACUAUCAAAGAAUUGAAUGCUCUUUGUUCGUCUCUCAGCCAGACUAUACAAGACCUUAGUUCAGAGCUAGUGGGUCGUCUUCAGGUCCGGGAUCAGCUGAGGACAAAACAGGACGCCCUGCUGCUGGAGGUUCAGGACCUGACAUCGGUGUGAACCUGCCAGAGACUCUCGGCUGUUUAGAAAGAUUUGUGUCACUCCGUCAUUUCGUCGACUGCUGUGAUCUGGACGUGUCCUGGAGGGCUGAACUUUUUUUUUUUUAAUUGGAGACAGAACCAGUACAGAGCCACUUGUCUGAGGUGUGGUGUAAACGGUACAGUCAACUACACACAUUGGCAUUGGAAUGGACUUUGUGACUAAGGAGCCGUACUGGUUUGUGUUGGCCGACAGACUAAGUAAUGUAACACUGUGGUUGACUGUAGAUAUUUUAGUCAGUUUGUUGUCUGGGAUGAUCCGUUUACAAUACAUAAAGUAAAAAGGGCUUAUUAAUACACAUAAAUGCACUAUAUCAUAAAUUAGUCUUUGUCCCUUAAACAUUAACUCACUAUAACAGAGCUAGAAAUAAACUUCCGUUCCAAUCCUGCAAAAAACUUAAACACUCUAGAUCAGCUCUAAUGUGCCACUUUUAAAAUAUGUUGUGUUUUAGAAAUCCAGCAAAGGCAAUCUAAUACUAGCGUUAGCACAUAUUAAUGUUGUGAUAUUUUCCUUAGUUGGAAAACUGCAAUCAAAAGGGAAUCUUGUUCAUCAGCUGCUAAUUCAGCCAGCAACUGAUUGUCCGCAUUGUAACAAGUGGAGCUAUGUUCUGUUCAGAUAUGUUUUUUUCUAUUGGUGAUUUUGUAUGUUUUUGUCUAGUAGCAAAUACCUAAAUGUUCUCUGAUGUCGGAUGCAGUUUUUCUGCUUAAUCUGAACACAGACUAUGUCAGUAUUUAACCUAGUUAUUAUCGCAAGCAUAAUGUAACGCUGACAUUUUUAUAAUUUACCCAAUAACUCAGUCGUCCCCUGAUGAUAGAUAUGUUGUUUUAUCCAGUUAUGAUUUUUUAUUGCGUAUUCACACACAAGCUACAUACAGGAAACUGUAUGUAGCUUGUGGACUGUGUCAUAACCUGCCUUAAGCUGUGUUUUGAACAAACUGUCAGUGAAAGUGAAAGUUACAAUGUUUUAUUCUGGGUAACUGAAUAACCAGAUCUGUUUUUAUAGUUAAAAAAUUCUAUAUAAUUACCUAAAAUGCCAAUCAAUCCAAUCAGUUUAAGUAAACAAUAUUUAUGUGGUCUGUGAA
Messenger RNA from Betta splendens (Siamese fighting fish), 2475 nucleotides. RefSeq names its product schwannomin-interacting protein 1. The transcript is spliced from 7 exons. Gene Ontology annotation, biological process: positive regulation of hippo signaling. NCBI's taxonomy places the organism in Eukaryota, Metazoa, Chordata, Actinopteri, Anabantiformes, Osphronemidae. The record is from RefSeq and is a predicted model, not a curated record. Gene Ontology annotation, cellular component: plasma membrane; cell junction. The coding region runs from base 534 to 1355 and encodes 273 amino acids.